Messenger RNA from Cryptomeria japonica (Japanese cedar), 1159 nucleotides. RefSeq lists its product as uncharacterized. The transcript is spliced from 6 exons. Bases 165 to 665 code for a protein of 166 amino acids. The record is from RefSeq and is a predicted model, not a curated record. Gene Ontology annotation, cellular component: ribosome; large ribosomal subunit. Gene Ontology annotation, molecular function: structural constituent of ribosome. Gene Ontology annotation, biological process: translation. Lineage: Eukaryota; Viridiplantae; Streptophyta; Pinopsida; Cupressales; Cupressaceae.
UUUUUUUGAGCACCCGAACCAUUCCAAACCUUGGGCAAAUUUGCUACACAAAGGGUUUUUAAACAUUUACUCGUCAAUUUCACAUCUCUGCUUAAACCCUCGAAAGGGGGCUCAAACCUUCUUAUAUCUUUUCUGUAUUGUUUUCUUGACGAUAUAAGAGAGCCAUGCCUCACAGGAAACUGGGACGGCCCACCGGCCAUCGACUUUCUAUGCUGAGGACAAUGGUUUCACAGCUGGUUAAACACGAGCGGAUCGAAACCACCGUGGCCAAGGCAAAGGAACUCAGACGAUUGGCUGAUACUGUGGUUACCCUUGGGAAAAAGGGAACAGAUUCAGCGAAGAGUUUUGCUCGUGGAAUUCUUAGGGGAGACGAUGUUAUUCAUAAAGUCUUUACUGAAUUUGCUUACCGUUAUAGGAACAGAGCAGGUGGCUACACCAGAUUACUACGAACUCGUAUCAGGCAGGGAGAUGCUGCAGAGAUGGCCUAUAUUGAAUAUGUGGACCGUGAUAACGAAUUGAGAGAAGCCAAACCAGCUGCUAAACCUCCUAAAAGGCUUCCAUUGGAUCCUUGGACCAAGUCUCGCCUUAGCAAACAAUGGCCUCCCCGUGAGAAUGUAUCGACACAAGCCAAACCAACUGUUUCACCACCUGAAAGGCCACAUUGAAUCCUUGGACCAAGUCUCGGCUUAGUAAAAAUUGGGCUCCCCCAUGAUAAGAAACUGUUUGGUGAUUGUUUGUAAAAUUUGGCAAUUAAAAAUUAAAUUGGCCUAUUUUGAAGGGGCAAAUUCUAUUAUUUUUUGAUAAAAUUGCUUAUAUGGGGAGUUUAUUGAGCUUACAAGCAGAAAUAACCAGUGUUGCAGGUUACGCUAUCCCAAAAAGCUGGGCAAAACCUGGUUUUUCUGGCUAUAAAUAGAGUAUAAACCUGAGUGUUUUUGACCACCGCGAUUCAUACGGCGUCAAUUUCUUCAGAAUUGAGAAUCUUGGGAUUUUUUAACCCUCCGCUGCUGCCUGGAGUGGUAUUCGACAGUAGCAGGAAUGUUUAAAAUUUAUUUUUUGACAUAACAGGUAUGCAUAUGUGAUCGAAUAAUUUUUGCUUUACUGUUGUCGAAAACUUAAUCAAUCACAUUAAAUAAUAAUAAAGAUAUAUUAUUAAUUUUAA